This is a messenger RNA of Sceloporus undulatus (fence lizard), 1639 nucleotides long. RefSeq names its product cytochrome P450 20A1. Gene Ontology annotation, cellular component: membrane. Gene Ontology annotation, molecular function: heme binding; oxidoreductase activity, acting on paired donors, with incorporation or reduction of molecular oxygen; monooxygenase activity. The coding region runs from base 381 to 1502 and encodes 373 amino acids. The record is from RefSeq and is a predicted model, not a curated record. Lineage: Eukaryota; Metazoa; Chordata; Lepidosauria; Squamata; Phrynosomatidae. The transcript has 11 exons.
UCCCUGUAACCAUGAAGCUGACACUUGGGCACAGCCUUUCCUGCAUCUCAACCUUAUUUACCUCACAGGGUGUUUGUGUAAUACUAUAAGGAUAAUGAGUUCCAUUCCUUUGCCCUUCUUCUGUGGAGCAAAGGGGCAAACUGUAAAUGUAUGAGACUCUUGAUUAAACACUCUUUUAUGGCUUCCAGAUAACCUAGAAAGAGACUUGUUUGGAAAUGAAGGAAUGAUACAGAAUUACUCACCUACACAGUGACAAGAAGUUGUUAAAUAUUUUGACAGACCUACACUUUAGGAAGCCUAGUAAUUGUUGAGUGUUGUAUGUGAGGAUUUGUUUUCUAAUUCUUUCUCUUUUUUCUUUUUUUUCAGCGGACCCCUUUGAAAUGAUGCUGAAGUCCUUGUUGAGAUACCAGUCUGGUCUAGGUGGAGAUGUGGGAGAGAGCUGCUUGAGGAAGAAACUAUAUGAAAAUGGAGUAACCAAAUCGCUGCAGAGUAACUUCCCUGUCAUCCAAAAGCUGUCAGAGGAAUUGCUAGCAAAAUGGCUGUCUUUCCCAGAAUCUCAGCAUGUGCCCCUCAGUCAACACAUGCUAGGAUUUUCAAUGAAAGCUGUGACACAGGCCGCCAUGGGCAGCAGGUUUGAAGAUGACCAAGAAGUAAUCCGAUUCCGUAAGAACCAUGAUGCGAUAUGGGCUGAAAUUGGAAAGGGCUUCUUGGAUGGGUCACUUGACAAAAGUAUGACCAGAAAAAAGAUGUAUGAAGAUGCUCUGAUGGAAAUGGAGUUGGUCUUGAAGAAAGUCAUAAAAGAGCGACAGGGGAAGAGCUUAAAUCGGUACAUCUUCAUAGAUGCGCUACUGCAGGGGAAGCUGAGUGACAAGCAGAACAGAAGAUGGACAGAAACUGUCAGAUUUCAGAUUUUGGAAGACACAAUGAUAUUCUCCUUGGCGGGGUCCAUAAUCACUGCUACAUUGUGCACCUGGGCAGUCUAUUUCUUGACUACCUCAACAGAAGUUCAGCAAAAGCUUUAUAAGGAAAUGGAUCAAGUUCUUGGAAAAGGCCCAGUAACACACGCAAAAAUUGAACAACUCAGAUACUGCCGGCAGGUUCUCUGCGAGACCGUGAGGACAGCAAAGCUGACGCCAAUUGCUGCAAGGCUUCAAGAGCUGGAGGGCAGAGUUGACCAACAUAUUAUUCCCAAGGAGACUCUUGUGCUCUAUGCUCUUGGCGUGGUGUUGCAGGACAGCUCAGCUUGGCCAUUGCCUUACAAGUUUGAUCCAGACAGGUUCAGUGAUGAAUCUGCAAUGAAAAACAUCUCCCUCUUGGGUUUUUCAGGAAGCCAGGAAUGCCCUGAACUGAGGUUUGCCUAUACGGUAACUACAGUCCUGCUGAGUGUAAUUGUAAGGAAACUCCAUCUGCACCCUGUGGAAGGUCAAGUCAUGGACACCAAGUAUGAGCUUGUUACAUCACCAAAAGAAGAAGCAUGGAUAACCAUUUCCAAGAGAAACUGAGAAGAGGAAUAAAAUUGUGUUUUGGCAUUUAACACCACUUUAUCACCAAUCAGUGUUUUGAUGUAAUGCUGUCUAGACAUUCUCAGUCUAAAAUGCUUCCUCUUUUUCUUAACUAAAUUUGCCCUACCACAACAAAA